CAAUCUCACCGCACGCAACUUUUCUUGACAGCCAUAGGAACGGCGGCUGCAACAGCGUCUAUAUUCUCUCUAUAUAACACAACCUCACGUCGGCGAAAGCGGCGCGAGCUAGACGAUGACAUUCGUCGGUCGCUCUCAAGCUCCGCCGCUGUGGCAGGCCAGUCUCAUACGCCAGUACCUCAAGAAUUUGCUCAAGGGAAGCGAAGGCAUAUCACAGGCGAUGGCCUCGAGGAAAGUGAGAUAUCCAUUGGGGGUGCGGGAGCAUACGAGUACGACGAGGAACUUGUGAGGGAGCAGCUGGCGAGGAACUACGCGUUUUUCGGAGAUGAGGGCAUGAGCAAAAUCAGGAAGGGUUCUGUCGUUGUCGUCGGAUGCGGAGGUGUGGGAAGUUGGGCGGCUGUAAUGCUCGUCCGGUCAGGUGUCUCCAAAAUCCGCCUUAUUGAUUUCGACUAUGUCACCCUUUCCUCACUUAACCGCCAUUCGACCGCCACGCUUGCAGAUGUCGGUACGCCGAAAGUGCAUUGCGUCGGGCAUGCGCUGCGGCAGAUGGCGAAAUUUGUGGAUGUCGACGCUCGUGUCGAGCUGUGGCGUGCGCAGGAUGGCGCAGCGCUGCUUGAAGGGGCGGAUUGGGUCAUUGAUGCGAUCGAUAAUAUCGGCACCAAAGUUGAAUUGUUGAAGUAUUGCGUAGAGCAUAAUAUCAAGGUCUUUUCGUCCAUGGGUGCAAGCACAAAAUCCGAUCCUACGCGAAUUCAAAUUGCCGAUAUUUCAGACACAAUAUAUGACCCCCUUGCGCGGACCGUGCGCCAACGCCUACGAGCAGCAGGGAUCCGUGAGGGAGUCCCUGUCGUAUACUCUACAGAGGUUCCUGGCGACGUGGGUCUUCUGCCGCUCCCUGAGGAGCAAUUUGCGAAGGGUAAGGUUGGGGAGCUUGCGACAAUGGACGACUUCAGGGUGCGGAUCCUGCCUGUCCUUGGGCCACUGCCAGCGAUAUUCGGAUUGAACGCGGCUACGUAUAUAAUCUGUGAGCUAGCUGGAAAACCGCUUGAGAGGCCGAUGCCUGUGAAACACCGGAAAAAGCUUUACGACCGGCUGUGGAAAGACCUGCUGGCUCGUGAAGGGCGGAUUGCGGGUCGACAGAUCAAUAACCUGCCAUUCUCAAUAUCGGACAUCGGAGUUGUAUUUGAGGACAUUGCACUAGCGCGCAGCAUCGUUCCACCACAUGCGACCUGCGCCAGGGCAACGCUCGCACGAUGGGACCCCCUACGUCCUCUCUCCAUGGAAAAUGUGGUCGUUUUCGAAGGCAAGGAAGCAGAGAGGCAUAUGCGAGAGGUAUUUGGUGUCUCUCCUGACGAGAAGGUUUCAUUUGAGGAUGGAGAGACGCUAGAGGAAGUUGCGGGGGAAUUGGAGAUGGUAGAUGCACUAGGAGGCAAGCUGACGAAAGAAAGGACUAUCAAGAGGCCCGAAGAGUUUUGGGGCGAGAAAGUCACCGCAGUUGUAAAAGCGCGGAUAGACGAGGCGAUAAGGUAUAGGAAAUGGGUGGUAUAGUGAAUGUAUAAGCCUCGUUUUUACCUUAGUUUCUCGAGACGAGUUAAAAUGAUCUGCUGUUGACCACUUUCCUGACAAACCGGCCUCGGAUCCGAAGACGUGUCAUAAUUUACCGAAUCAGGUGGCUUCUAUUCCUUCAAGACAACUUCAAUAAUAUUCUGGGGACUGUCACCCAGCACUAUAAGAACCUAUCAUGUCUUUGCUCGGC
Heterobasidion irregulare TC 32-1 is the source of this 1753-nucleotide messenger RNA. RefSeq lists its product as uncharacterized. The transcript is spliced from 7 exons. Gene Ontology annotation, biological process: cyclic threonylcarbamoyladenosine biosynthetic process. Lineage: Eukaryota; Fungi; Basidiomycota; Agaricomycetes; Russulales; Bondarzewiaceae. Bases 334 to 1545 code for a protein of 403 amino acids. Gene Ontology annotation, cellular component: mitochondrial outer membrane. Gene Ontology annotation, molecular function: tRNA threonylcarbamoyladenosine dehydratase activity; ubiquitin-like modifier activating enzyme activity. The record is from RefSeq and is a predicted model, not a curated record.